Molecule: messenger RNA, 1167 nt
Organism: Equus caballus (horse)
Lineage: Eukaryota; Metazoa; Chordata; Mammalia; Perissodactyla; Equidae
Gene: MRAP
Product: melanocortin 2 receptor accessory protein
Biological process (GO): protein localization to plasma membrane; regulation of adenylate cyclase-activating G protein-coupled receptor signaling pathway
Cellular component (GO): plasma membrane; endoplasmic reticulum
Molecular function (GO): signaling receptor regulator activity; type 5 melanocortin receptor binding; corticotropin hormone receptor binding
Source: RefSeq, a predicted model, not a curated record
GGCAGAGCCAGGAUUUGAAGUAGGCAGUCGCUCCAGAAUCCGUGCUCGUGUCCCCCAUGCUCUACCUCCCCAGUGACACAUACAGCAAUAUCUGGAAGUACACAGGAUCUGUGGAUCUUAGAAGAGUGGGUGUAUCACUUGGAGUCAGGCCAUACAGAAACCCAGAAGAAUCCUCGUCACACUUGUCGUCAUCCAAGCGCUGAGUGAGCCCUGGGGCCCAAUUUCCCAAGAGCUCAAUCCAUUUGGGAUGUUGGCCUGGGCAAACAGCCUCUUCAGUCGGAACAAAUGCACCAACUGGGCUCCGAGGAGCUCCAGGUGCGCUGCAGACAUGGCCAACCAGACCAACACCUCCGCCCCAUUCUACAGCUACGAAUAUUACCUGGACUACCUGGACCUCAUUCCCGUGGAUGAGAGGAAGCUGAAAGCCAACAAGCAUUCCAUCGUCAUCGUCUUCUGGGUGAGCCUGGCGGCCUUCGUGGUGCUUCUCUUCCUCAUCCUGCUCUACAUGUCCUGGUCGGGCUCCCCGCAGAUGAGGGACAACACCCAGCACCACCCAACAUGUCCCUGGAGUCACAGCCUCAACCUCCCCUUCUGUGUCCGGAGGCACCCACCGCACCACAGGGACCCUCGGGGGACCCCGCAGGCUCCACCGAGCUCGGCUGAGGAACCAGGCAGCAGAGCAUCCGGCCGCGAUCAGCAGCCGCAGGGAGAGAGCCCCUCUGCCUUGUCCCCCACAGCCCCCCAGGCCCACUGUGCCCUCCUCUGGGAACUGACCCCUGAUGGGGACCCCCACCGCGUCAGCUGAUGUCAGGAAUGAGUCCAGCGAGCCUCCCCCUGGAGACUGAACCUCCGGACUGUAGAACCGACACCAGCAAACCACAGCCAUUGCCGAGGGAACCAGGGAACUCAGACCAACCUGGACACGCACAUGCGUUCAGAAAGCCCGUUCACACGUAGCAGGAAGCACAACCGGGUCAACAGUGACUCUGCCAGGAGGCAGACAACAUGCAUUUAUCCAAGGAUGGCAACGCCUAACCACCCAGCAUGGGAAAGUAGUCUCUGAUAUUGCUCAUUUUAUUUAGUGCACUUAAACUUGCUUAUUUACUGCUUAUGUUUGCUUUGGGAAGGGCAGAAAAAUAAAUAUGUAUGAACUAAAUUUAAAAAAUA